AUGAUAAUGACAACCGAACAAUCUACUAUCUCCACAUCUGUUGCAUCAUCAACAUCACCAUCAAUCCAUCUUCCAUUAAAUAUUCAUGCAACAUUUAAUAUUCAUGGUUUUAAUGAUGGACAAUUUGAUUUUCUAAUUAACAAUUUGAAAAUAAAUGUGGCAAAAGAACUUUGUUAUAUAGCAGCACGAUUAUCUUAUGGUUUAGUUCUUAAUAAUGAAAUUGAACGUUUACAUCUUCCUAUUGUGCCUGCCAUAGCUACAGUUGAAUCAUUGUUGAAGCUCUAUAUUCAAGCUGCAAAUGCUAAUAUUGAAGCCUAUGUUUUAUUGAAUCAACUCACUCAUCCACCAUUGGUAAUACCACAUGAAAUUGCUCAAACGAUAGUCGAAAUUUGCAGAAAUACACCUUACCUUAAAACAUUUUUUAUAUCUAAAUCUGGUCUAAUUUUAUCGUUUCCAUCAUUCAACAAGAAAAGAAAACGUCAGCGUUUGAUAAAAUUAAUGGAAUCUUCCUUAAUUAGAACAGCUAUUGCUAGAACAAUAGCAUUUUUCUCAAAUCCAUCUUUGUAUUUACCUGCAAUUGACAAAUUUAUUAAUGACUUUAUGUUAUGUCGUAGCUCCACAGAUGAAACAAAUUAUUCUCAAUUAUCGAUCAAUAAAAAAAUACUUACUGAAGAGAUGCUUCAACGGUGCCAUAUUGAAGUUGAUACUGAGACAAUUAAUAGAGCUUCUUUCAUGGAAUCUAAACCGAUGAUUUAUCGUCAAGAUGAAACAAUGCUAACUGGUAAAAUUAUUAUUAAUCAGAAGUGGAUUGAUGAGAUGAUCAGUGCAAAAGAAAAUCAAUUAGCUGCACAUGGUUUUUUUGCUUUUGGAAAGAUAUUACACGAAUGUGGACAUAUAUUUACACCAUUCGUGAUGUUUCAACUUGGUUUUGAUGCUGAUCCUAUAACAAAGAAUUUUAUUACACCAACAAAAAUUGGUACUCACGUAAAAGCUUCAUGUGUCAAAGGCGAUGCUGGUUUUGCACUUGAACAACAUGCAUUUGGUGGAUGCUUAUUUACGAUAAGUAAAUCAAAGAGACGUACAUUCAAUAUUCAAGCCGUCACGAUCUCUGAAGAACCACAACUAGGUUUGAAUAUUGAACAUUAUUAUUUAAUACGAACCCAUCGUGUUAAUCAAUAUACAGAUACAUUUAUCAAAGAUUGUCAAUCAUUAGAUCAAUUUCGAAUCGAAUCAACAUCUAAUGAUCGUUAUGGUAUAGCUACACCACAAAAAUUAUAUCAAAUGUUAAAAGAAGAAAAUAAUAAUCAAAGUCCAACAACUUCAUCUUCAUCAUCAGUUUCAUCUUCAACUACAACGCCGACUUCUUCACCAUUACAAGCUAAACGUCGAUCAUCAUUGCUACAGGAUCAUGUAGAAACACCAUGUAUUAUUUAUCCGGAUGAGCAGAGUGACCAAAGACAAUUCUUAACGUCUUCAUCAUCAUCAUCAUCAUCAAUAGAUAGUGACGAUGAUAAUGAAAUUGAAAUUUCCUGUACAUGUUCCCAUCAUGAUCAUGAAAUAUGA
Messenger RNA from Rotaria sp. Silwood1, 1563 nucleotides. Lineage: Eukaryota; Metazoa; Rotifera; Eurotatoria; Philodinida; Philodinidae. The record is from the annotation of a GenBank genome assembly.